Capra hircus (goat) is the source of this 3945-nucleotide messenger RNA. RefSeq names its product RecQ mediated genome instability 1 (gene RMI1). Gene Ontology annotation, biological process: double-strand break repair via homologous recombination; resolution of meiotic recombination intermediates. NCBI's taxonomy places the organism in Eukaryota, Metazoa, Chordata, Mammalia, Artiodactyla, Bovidae. Bases 1899 to 3773 code for a protein of 624 amino acids. The record is from RefSeq and is a predicted model, not a curated record. Gene Ontology annotation, cellular component: RecQ family helicase-topoisomerase III complex; nuclear body. Gene Ontology annotation, molecular function: nucleotide binding. The transcript has 2 exons.
GUGGGUAGCCUAUCCCUUCUUCAGGGCAUCUUCCUGAGUUCCUGGCCCACAAGAUUUUACUCUUUGUUAUUGAGUGUAGCUAUGUAUUUAAAGUUUUAACUUGUUUCUUGUAUAUCCUUCUAGAUAGACAUCCUGUAUGUACAAAGUCAAGAAGAAUAUGCUUAUUGUCCUUUCUCUUGUACACAAAAGUUAGCAUACUGUGUUUUGUUUUUCUUAGCAGCAAGUUAGAGAAUAUUUCCAUUUGAUAAAUCAGAGGGCUCGUGUAGAGAUUGUUGGUUUGUUUGUUAAAGAGACAUGCUGAUUUGACUCUACAUGGUUUAUUUUUAUCAGAAUGGGCAUGGACCUCUCCUACCUCUACCUAUUUUCACAUUGUUUUUCAUAUGUGAUUUAAAAUGUAUCUGUACUCUUAAUUAUUUUCUUCAAAGUAAAGAUUCAUCAGUUUGGUGUUAAUUCUGCCUCCUAAAAUGUUAUUCUUGUAUUUCUCAUAAUAACCGUAACUCUUCCUUUAAAUUUUAACCGUUUGUUGAAUUAGUAAUCUGACUACUUAUUUAGGGUCACAGAGCUUGUAAAUAAAUUUGGCACCAGACUUGUACACUGAACCUCUGGAUUAUAUAUUAGUCUCCUUUUUUUAUUUCAUUUUUUUUAACACAAUAAAGGGUUUUUACUUUUAAAUGACUAUCUGUAUAUCAAAUAAUAACAUGUUAACAAAUUCUUGAAUUCUGUCAUCUAGUAAUUUUGAUUAAAAAAUGCUAAAAGUAGCCCAAACAAUUUUACUAGCAUUCAUUGUAUUUUUAGCCAGAAAAGACUGUUUUAAGUCUAGAUGCUGCUUAGUACAGGUUACAAAUAACUACUUACUAUUUUUUUCAUAGAUAAAGCCCCUGACCUUCAGAAAGCUUUAGGGGAAAAAAAUUAAUCCCCCUUUUUAAGUUAAAAAUUAAAAAAAUAUAUACCUACAAAAAAAGUCAGUGUGUGUGUAUAUGUGUAGACACAUAUUUGUCACUUGAGCUAAAAGAUGUAGGAAACCAGACAAUAUAUGCCUAUUAAAUUUCUAAGAGGUGGCAAGGUUAAAAAAAGAAACAUUUGGAUAAGCUCUAAGUUUUUACAAGGAAGCUAGAUUUACUAUUUUCUAAAAAUGAGAGGACCUACUAUAUAAUAUACAGAAAUAAUUUAAUGCCUUUUCACAAGAAUAUAUCUUGAACUAGUCCAUGGGACAGGACUUCUUCCCUGGUCCACUGAUGUGGUAGUUUUAUGGAUCUGCCAGAGUUGCAGACAAAGGCCGAGAGGUUAUCUAGGACUUCAUCCCUGUUUUGCCAGAAGUAAACCUGAAGGAUAGUCAUCCCUGGGUCUCCUUUUCCACCUCACUGCUGCGGCUGCCAUGGCAUCCAGAGCUCUGGCUUCUUUGACUUUGAGCCCUUCUCCCUCUGUAGGUGGUCAGUUUCAAUUUCAGCUGCUUUGGCCUGGUUUCGCCUUAGGUUGCUUGUGAACCUCCGACAUCAUCUCCUAUCCUUUAAUUUUCACAGUAGUCCUCUGAAGUAAGUAUGUAGGCAAGGAAGCAAGCUAAGGUAGAGUGUCUAAGUUUCUUAUGGUCACUUGCUUUUGUUUAUUUCAUUCCAAACCUCAUGUUUUUAUUGUGUACUACCUCCACUCUACCCUGAUUGAUAAUAGGAACCUUCAAAACCAUACUGUCAAACUCUUGCACUUAAGAAAAUAGUCCAGUGAUUGUUUCUGUGGCUUCAUUUUAUAACCCUUACUGUUUUUUGUCUUAGCUCUCAGGCCAUUUCUGAGCAACAGAGGUUACAAGUACUCCACUGAACAACCAGUUCUAAAUCCUGUCAUCAAAUCCUGUGCUCCUGUUCCAAAUGGUAAUAGAUGCCUAAUAUUACCUUUACGUGAAAGAAAUGAGUGUAACUAGUAUUGCAUUAAGAGUUGAAACCUGGCUUUCAGCUACAUGGCAUGUUAAAGUGCCUUUAACGUGGCUAGAAGCUUGUAUUAACUGGAUCCAAGAAGAAAAUGAUAAUGUUAAUUUGAGUCAGGCACAAAUGAAUAAACAAGUGUUUGAGCAGUGGCUCCUUACUGAUCUGAGAGAUUUGGAGCAUCGUCUUUUACCUAGUGGCAUUUUAGAAACUCCAAAAGGAGAACUGAACGGAUUUUUUGCUCUGCAGAUUAAUUCAUUGGUUGAUGUAAGUCAGCCUGCAUAUGCCCAGAUACAAAAGUUGAGAGGAAAGAAUACAACCAAUGACCUAAUUACAGCUGAAACACAAGUAACCCCAAAACCUUGGGAAGCAAAGCCUUCACGAAUGUUGAUGCUACAGCUAACUGAUGGAAUUGUACAGAUACAAGGAAUGGAAUAUCAGUCUAUUCCAGCUCUGCAUAGUGAUCUUCCUCCAGGUACAAAAAUUUUGAUUUAUGGAAAUAUUUCCUUCCGUCUUGGUGUUCUCUUGUUGAAACCAGAAAAUGUGAAAGUGUUGGGAGGAGAAGUCGAUGCUCUUUUAGAGGAAUAUGCCCAAGAAAAAGUUCUUGCAAGAUUAAUUGGGGAACCUGAUCCUAUAGUUUCAGUCAUACCAAAUAAUUCUAACCAAAGCAUCCCCAGAAUUACGGAUGUUCUAGAUCCUGCAUUGGGGCCUUCUGAUGAAGAACUCUUGGCAAGUCUUGAGGAAAAUGAUGAGCUUGCAGCAAGUAAUAAUACCCGUUUGGAAAGAGGUUGUUUCAUAGGUAAUUCCUCAAAUAGUGUUCCCAUCAGACAGUCAGAUUUUGAACCAGAACUUGUUAUUUCUCCAAGGCCAAAGCAGAAACCACGAAACCAAUCUAUGCUUUUUACUGAUGAGGAAUUAGAUGACUUUUCAUUGGAGGAGGCCUUGCUUUUAGAAGAAGCUGUCCAGAAAGAAGAAAUGGAGACCAAAGAAUUACAACUAUUGACUUUGAACAGAGCUACAGAUGAAAGUAUAGAGAAGUUUUCACAUAGAUCUAAUACUCUAAAUAGUUUUUCUUUUAUUUGCAAAAAUGGAAACAAUAAUUGGAGUGAAAAAAAUUUAUCUGAGCAAAUGACUAGUGAAGACAAAUCUCUUAGUUGUCCAUCUACUAGAGACCAAAACAGUAGUAGUCUUUCAGUUAAUCAUAAUGUACCCCUACCCCAUGAUUUUACAAAUAAAGGUAAGAGCUCAGAGACACAUAAAAUAAAACAAAUUAGCAGUUCAGAUGGACAUUCCUUAAAUAAUAAAAUGUUCAAUGGAGAGCUGGUCAGUAAUAUACCAAAAAGGAGUUCAGAUGUUCCUAAUGAAAAUGAGCACCAUUUACAGACUUGUUCUUUACAAUUGUCAGAGAAUAGCACUGGACGUUCUAUCACCAUGGAUUUGUAUUCUCCACCCUUUAUCUAUUUGUCUGUUCUAAUGGCCAGCAAACCAAAGGAGGUUACAACAGUGAAAGUCAAAGCAUUUAUUGUAACCUUAACUGGAAAUCUCUCAAGUUCUGGUGGCAUUUGGAGUGUAAGAGCAAAAAUUUCUGAUGGUACUGCAUAUCUAGAUGUAGACUUUGUAGAUGAAAUACUUACUAGUCUGAUAGGGUUUUCAGUAUCAGAAAUGAAACAGUUGAAAAAGGAUCCUUGUAAAUACCAAAAGUUCCUGGAAGGUUUGCAGAAAUGUCAGAGAGAUCUAAUAGAUUUGUGCUGUCUGAUGACUAUUUCAUUUAAUCCCUCCUUGUCUAAGGCAAUGGUACUGGCAUUACAAGAUGUUAAUAUGGACCACCUUGAGAACCUAAAGAGGAGAUUAAAGAAAUAAUUUGCUGAAAUAGUAUUAAGAAACAAUUCAAAUAAGCAAGGAAAUAUUUAGAAUUAAAUUUGUCCUUUUACUUUCACAACUUUUUGAAAAGGAAGUUUCAUAAUUGAUUUCAGUUUAAUUUUAAAAUGCUUGAUCAUGAUUGUGUGUUUAAGUUUUUUUAAUAAACUUUUUU